Molecule: messenger RNA, 564 nt
Organism: Camelina sativa (false flax)
Lineage: Eukaryota; Viridiplantae; Streptophyta; Magnoliopsida; Brassicales; Brassicaceae
Source: RefSeq, a predicted model, not a curated record
AUGGAUAUGCUGAGGAGUGCUUGCUUCUAUUUCCUAUUAAUAGUUUCUGUCAUCCUUUCUCGGUCUCCUAUGUGCGAUUGUCGCCAUCUUGGACACAUACAGAAGAAGCUUAGCGUGAAUCGUGAUCAUUUAACUAAGAACAAUGAAGAGAUUACAAAACUAGAAGCUCAAUCAACAAUCAAGACGAACAACUUAUCGAGCCAAGCACAUGCCGUACUUAAUCAUGGUGAUGUUAAUGGUCAGACCAACAUGAAGAAAACGAAGGACGUUCACAAAGUAAAACGAGCUUCCGACAAAAUGGUGUCGUCUAAAAGAGGCUCAAGAACUUGGAAAAUUCCUAAAUAUUCAAAGAAGCAGCCUAGAUCAGAUCAAGAACACCCUGGUUUCAAUCUUGAUUAUAUGCAGCCCACAACACACCCGCCGCACCAUAAUUAACGCUUAAUGAUCAUGUAACGAUAGAAACGAAUUUCAUAUCGUGAUUUAUUAUAUAUCAUAACCUUGAGUCACGAAGAAUUUGCACAUUUUCAGAUAUAUCAUGAUAUGUAUGGUGAGAAACGUCCUACU